AUGACGACAGGUCGCACCAUGUAUGUCAUUCCAUUCAGCAUGGGACCGAUUGGUUCUCCUUUAUCCAAGUUUGCGAUUGAGCUGACUGAUUCUCCUUAUGUGGUGGCCAGUAUGAAAAUUAUGACUCGUAUGGGAACAUCUGUCCUAGAGGCUCUGGGUGAUGGAGAAUUUGUAAAAUGCCUCCAUUCGGUUGGGUGCCCUUUACCAUUAAAAAAGCCUCUAGUGAAUAACUGGCCAUGCAACCCAGAUAUGACGUUGAUUGCUCACAUCCCUGAUCACAGGGAGAUCAUUUCAUUUGGAAGUGGCUACGGUGGAAACUCCCUUCUAGGAAAGAAAUGCUUUGCUCUCAGGAUUGCCAGCAGGAUUGCCAAGGAAGAAGGCUGGCUUGCAGAGCACAUGCUGAUUUUAGGAAUCACAAAUCCAAAAGGUGAAAAAAAAUACUUUGCAGCAGCUUUUCCUAGCGCGUGUGGAAAAACCAACCUGGCUAUGAUGAAUCCAUCUUUGCCAGGGUGGAAAGUGGAAUGUAUUGGAGACGAUAUUGCUUGGAUGAAAUUCGAUGACAAAGGUAAUUUAAGAGCCAUCAAUCCAGAGAAUGGCUUUUUUGGAGUUGCUCCUGGAACCUCUAUGAAAACCAACCCCAAUGCUAUGAAGACAAUAAAAAAGAAUACUAUCUUCACCAAUGUAGGAGAAACUAGUGAUGGAGGCAUAUAUUGGGAAGGUAUUGAUCGGGAGCUUCCAUCAGGAGUCACACUCUUAUCCUGGAAAAAGAAAAAAUGGACUGCCGAGAAUGAGGAGCCUUGCGCUCAUCCCAAUUCCCGAUUCUGCUGUCCUGCUAGCCAGUGUCCUAUCAUUGAUCCUGCCUGGGAAAAUCCAGAAGGAGUCCCAAUUGAAGGCAUCAUAUUUGGAGGACGGAGACCUGAAGGUGUGCCUCUAGUUUAUGAGGCUCUUAACUGGCAGCACGGAGUAUUCAUUGGUGCAACAAUGAGAUCGGAAGCAACAGCUGCUGCUGAAUAUAAAGGAAAGAUCAUCAUGCAUGAUCCUUUUGCCAUGAGACCUUUCUUCGGGUACAACUUUGGCCAAUAUCUUUCCCACUGGCUCAGCAUGGCACAUCGGCCUACAGUAAAACUUCCAAAGAUCUUCCAUGUCAACUGGUUCCGGAAAGAUGAGCAGGGAAGAUUCCUUUGGCCUGGCUUCGGUGAGAACGCUCGGGUGCUGGAAUGGAUGUUUAACCGCAUCCAGGGAGAAGACUGCGCACAGCUGACAGCCAUUGGCUAUGUCCCCAACGACACAGGAUUGAACUUGAAAGGCUUGGAAAAGGUCAGCCUCCAGAAACUGUGUGACAUUUCCAAGGAGUUUUGGGAAAAGGAGGUGGAAGAAAUCAAGAAAUAUUUUGCAGAGCAAGUGAAUGCCGACCUCCCGUAUGAGAUGGAAAGAGAAGUUAUUGCGCUAGAGCAGCGAAUUAAACAACUGUAA
This is a messenger RNA of Protobothrops mucrosquamatus (brown spotted pit viper), 1473 nucleotides long. RefSeq names its product phosphoenolpyruvate carboxykinase, cytosolic [GTP]. The record is from RefSeq and is a predicted model, not a curated record. Gene Ontology annotation, cellular component: cytosol; mitochondrion. Gene Ontology annotation, biological process: gluconeogenesis; propionate catabolic process; response to starvation. Lineage: Eukaryota; Metazoa; Chordata; Lepidosauria; Squamata; Viperidae. The transcript is spliced from 8 exons. The coding region runs from base 1 to 1473 and encodes 490 amino acids. Gene Ontology annotation, molecular function: GTP binding; phosphoenolpyruvate carboxykinase (GTP) activity; manganese ion binding.